GGAGUAUGUAAUUUCAACAUUCACCAUAUCAGGGGAACUUCAAGGAAUUUGAAAUAAAAACAAAAAAUUCUCCUGAGGAAUCUCCUAAAUGAUUUAGAAUCAUAUUGUUUGAAAGACUGUUUUAAAAUGUAAAUUUGUUGACUCUAUUUCACAGCAUAUUUGUGAUAUUUUGCAUUAUGAAGUGAUGGCUUCGAAGGAUUAAAUAUUUCUGGUCAGCUCAUAUCUUGGAUACCGUUCUCCAAAAUAUGAAACGAAUCUCAUGCCGUUUUCCAACAGCAUGCCUGUUGUGCAAAAUUACCAUUAAUUUCGAUGCACCUGUGAAAUCAUAUACUAUAUUAUUACCCAAAUAUUGAUCAAACAUGGAAGCCUUUAUGAAAAGCAAUGACGAGGAAAAAGUUGAGAAAUUAAAACCCUUCAAGUUGUGUUUUCUGGAUAGAAAUGUUGUGGGACAAUCCAAUAUUAAAAUUGGAAAAUCUUUGACGAUUCCUCCUGUGGUAUCGCCAAAAUUCUAUGAUCCACAAAAUGGCAAAGUUGACCAAAGUUUAAUUGGCAAAUAUGUGGAGAUUUUAAAAAAAGAACAAAUCUUAGAUAAAAGUCGAUUGCCAAAAACUGAAAAUCAAAGGUAUGGUUGGUAUCAAGAAAGACUGACUGAUGCGGAUCCAACCGAUAGAAGAUUAUUUGCACACAAAAGAACAAAUAUUAUUGUUAGAGAACAUUUAAUGAAUUAUGCCAAAAUAAGGGAAUAA
Molecule: messenger RNA, 746 nt
Organism: Ceutorhynchus assimilis (cabbage seed weevil)
Lineage: Eukaryota; Metazoa; Arthropoda; Insecta; Coleoptera; Curculionidae
Source: the annotation of a GenBank genome assembly